AUGUUCGAAAUAAGCCGAACACUCAACGCCGCUUUGUUGAGCAAUGAGCAUCUCAAGAUGAUGGCGAGGUACGGGCAGCUCUCGGGACUAGCAGCCAGUGGCGUGGGCUCCGUCCCCGAGACGCACUCGCCGCUAUUUCCCAGGGAUCUCCUGUCAUCGCCAGCCCAGAUGGGCUACAGGUCACCCCUGGGGUCGACAGAGACACAGUGGCGUCAGGCAGAACUCCCACAGCUCCAGGGCUGGGCAGAGAAGGGAUUGCUGACACAGCCAAAGAUGAUCAUCAGUAACAUGGAGGCUCCAGUGACAAAUGGCCCCAGCGGAGGAGGCAACACAUCCAACGGGCCGACCACCAACAGCCGCGGCUGUCCCUCGCCCAUGCAGACUGGCCAAUCAAAUGACGACAGCAAGACCAACCUCAUUGUCAACUACCUGCCCCAGAACAUGACCCAGGAGGAGUUCCGCAGCCUGUUUGGUAGCAUCGGCGAGAUUGAGUCCUGCAAGCUGGUUCGCGACAAGAUCACAGGACAGAGUCUGGGCUACGGCUUUGUCAACUACAUCGAUCCAAAGGACGCAGAGAAAGCCAUCAACACGUUAAAUGGACUCAGACUUCAGACCAAAACGAUCAAGGUGUCAUAUGCACGACCCAGCUCAGCCUCCAUCCGUGAUGCCAACCUGUAUGUGAGCGGCCUGCCCAAGACUAUGACUCAGAAGGAGCUGGAGCAGCUCUUCUCCCAGUACGGACGCAUCAUCACCUCCCGCAUCCUCGUCGACCAGGUCACAGGGGCCCGUGUUUGUUUUUGAUCUGCUGGCCCCGCAGGUGGCUCCCGAGGUGUGGGCUUCAUCCGCUUUGAUAAGAGAAUAGAGGCUGAGGAGGCCAUCAAGGGCCUGAACGGACAGAAGCCAACGGGGGCCGCCGAGCCCAUCACGGUCAAGUUCGCCAACAACCCCAGCCAGAAGACCAGUCAAGCCCUCCUGUCACAACUCUACCAGUCCCCCAAUCGCCGAUACCCAGGCCCCCUCCACCACCAGGCUCAGAGGUUCAGGCUGGACAAUUUGCUUAAUAUGGCCUAUGGCGUAAAGAGGUUCUCCCCCAUCACCAUUGACAGCAUGACCAGCCUGGUUGGCAUGAACAUCCCCGGGCACACGGGCACUGGUUGGUGCAUCUUCGUGUACAACCUUUCCCCAGAUUCGGAUGAGAGCGUGCUCUGGCAGCUGUUCGGGCCCUUCGGUGCAGUCAACAAUGUCAAGGUGAUCCGUGACUUCAACACCAACAAGUGCAAAGGCUUCGGCUUCGUCACCAUGACGAAUUACGACGAGGCGGCCAUGGCCAUCGCCAGUCUCAACGGCUACAGGUUGGGCGACCGCGUCUUGCAAGUCUCCUUCAAGACUAACAAGACACACAAGUCCUGA
Anoplopoma fimbria (sablefish) is the source of this 1410-nucleotide messenger RNA. It is a transcript of the gene elavl4, whose product is annotated as ELAV like neuron-specific RNA binding protein 4. Gene Ontology annotation, molecular function: RNA binding. The record is from RefSeq and is a predicted model, not a curated record. The transcript is spliced from 9 exons. Lineage: Eukaryota; Metazoa; Chordata; Actinopteri; Perciformes; Anoplopomatidae. Gene Ontology annotation, cellular component: ribonucleoprotein complex.